Messenger RNA from Cadophora gregata, 2064 nucleotides. RefSeq lists its product as uncharacterized. The transcript is spliced from 3 exons. Gene Ontology annotation, molecular function: transmembrane transporter activity. Lineage: Eukaryota; Fungi; Ascomycota; Leotiomycetes; Helotiales; Ploettnerulaceae. Gene Ontology annotation, biological process: transmembrane transport. The record is from RefSeq and is a predicted model, not a curated record. Gene Ontology annotation, cellular component: membrane. The coding region runs from base 864 to 1862 and encodes 332 amino acids.
UACAUACGGAUGAAGUCAUGUGCAGUGUUAGAAGACAACCGAUGGACUGGUUCUCAAUGGAUGAGAAUUCAGCCGGCUUACAAGGCUGAAAAAAGUUCGAUAUCACACGAACAUAAUAGUGUUAAACGACGGUUGAACUUCGGAUUUGACUCAUGCCAAGAAGAUGUUCUUUGAGACUUUGACGAUCAUCCCCACAUGUCAGCAAAGUAGCGGCGCGACAUUCCCGCCUCACCCCACUUCUCUCCUCUUGGGAUAUUGGAUUCUGGGGUAGAGCAAAGGAUGGCGCGAGGAAAAUAGCGACGUGUAUAAAAGAACUGACACCCAUCUCUCAGAUCGUGAGUAUUGUAUCAAAUCAUUCUUCUCAUUCCAUUACCUUCUUGCCAUCCCAGCCAUCAUGGCAACAAUCACGACGACCCAAGCGGAGGCAUCAACAACAGGGAGCAACAAGGAUGCAAUCGAGCUCCAAUCUUACCCACCCUCUCAAACACCCUCGACCAGAAAACUAGAUAUCUCAGAUCUCGAAGAAAUAAGACAGGAUUCCAAUCCCCCAGCCCGAGCAGUGGAUAUCAAGCAGCAAUGGAAUUCACCCGGUGGCAACAAAUGGCGAGUUUUUGCUACAUUUUGGUCUUUCUUCGUUGUGGGUAUGAAUGAUGGCUCAUACGGUGUAAGUCAUUUUAUGUGAUCGAAUUGAUCGAGAUUGAUAUUGAUAUCAACAGGCUUUAAUCCCCCACCUGGAACCCUACUAUGACCUCAACUACACCAUCGUCUCCCUCAUCUUUCUCUCCCCCUUCGCCGGCUACUCCCUCGCCUCAAUCGUCAAUAAUCUCGUUCACGUCCGAUUCGGCCAGCGCGGCGUCGCAAUCAUGGGUCCCCUCUGCCACAUCGUAUCCUACGUGGUAGUCGCCAUCCAUCCUCCUUACCCAGUUCUAGUCGUAAUGUUCAUCUUCGUCGGCUUCGGAAACGGCCUCAUUGAUGCCGCUUGGUGUGCUUGGAUAGGUAACAUGGCAAAUGCGAAUGAAGUGCAGGGGUUCUUGCAGGCUUCGUAUUCGCUGGGAGCGACGGUUUCGCCGCUGAUUGCUACGGCGUUGAUUGAAAAGACGGGGGCGGGGUGGUAUGGGUUUUAUUAUAUUAUGAUUGCAGCUUCAGCGCUUGAGUUCGCUACCUCUGCUUCCACGUUCUGGAAACAGACUGGUGCAGUGUACGAAGCAGAGAAUCCUCGCGAUCCUGACUCAAACACUGGACGGACACGUGAGGCAUUGAAGUCGAGAGUCACUUGGCUAUUCUGCUUCUUUGUAUUCGGUUAUGUCGGUGCCGAAGUCUCCCUCGGCGGCUGGAUCAUAACAUUCAUGACCAAAGUCCGCGGCGCCAACCCUUUCGCCUCCUCCGCCACCUCCACCGCCUUCUGGGCCGGCAUGACAGUCGGCCGCCUCCUCCUCCCCUACGUAACCUCCCGCCUCGGCGAAUACCCCUCCGUAAUCCUCUACCUCCUCCUCUCCUUCGGCCUUGAGCUCAUCUUCUGGCUGGUCCCCUCCCUCAUCGUCUCCGCCGUCGCCGUCUCUCUCCUAGGCGUCUUCAUGGGCCCCAUGUUCCCCACUGCGAUUGUCAUGGUGACGAAACUGCUGCCCAAGGACUUACACGUUGGUUGUAUUGGGUUCGGGACUGCGUUUGGGGGGAGUGGAGGGGCGAUUUUCCCGUUUCUUGUGGGGGCUAUUGCGCAGAGUAGGGGGGUUAGGACACUGCAGCCGGUUAUUUUGGCGUUGCUUGUGGCGAUUGGGAUUCUUUGGGCGUUGUUGCCGAGGAAGAGGGGGAAGGGGCAUGGGGGCGAGGAGUCGCAUAGGGUGGAGAAUGAGAGGGAGCUUUGAAGACUUGGGGAUGGGUUUUGCAGUGGGGAGGGUAAUAUGUGGAAGUGCUGGGAUCCGUAUUAUAGUACAGAACAGAGUUCUGCUCUGGUGAUGAUAGGGCCAAGAGGCGGAAAUAGUAGUUAAUGUUCUAAUCAAAAGAAGCAUACGUUUUCUGAUUGCAGUUUGUGGAAAUAUAUUUUAAUCCAGGUCAUAUCAUUCAAAU